GUGCUGGCGACACCGGCGCACUGAAGAUCGCAGAAGGAAACAGCAGUUGUGUGCUUCCUUUCCUGAGUCAACUGAAGGCGUGCCCGCCAAUGGGUAUUAACAACUUGCCCGCGUUGUAAAUAUUUAGAAUGAUAGUAAUGUAAAUUAUGCGCUUCCUUGGCGGGAGUCAAACAGAAAGUGAAAGAAGCUUCUUCCGGAUAUCGAAAUGAUUGAAAUAGCAGACGGCAGCGACAGUGACGACGACGACUCUGAUGUGGAGUUUGUUGGCGAGUUUAACAACCCUGAAAGGUGCAGCUCGCCACUGGGUAGCUGUCUGGGGACCCUAGAUUCUGAAAGCUCGUCAUUGGAUAUUAUUGACCUUACCCAAAAUGACAGUGGACAUUAUCAGAGACGAAGAAAUAAGACAAACUCAUUUGAAGUGACUGAAAUAAUAGAUGAUGAUGUGACUCCUGCAUCUGUCAUUGGGGCUGGCAGACCCUGGAUUCUUAUAGAAGAGCCUGAAGUUUUGAUUGAUCUUACAGAAAACACUACCACCGAAAAUCAAAGAAGCUCACAUUCUGUGGAUGUUGUUGAACUUGAGGAUGAAGAGUUGUGCAGUACACACAGUGAGGACAGCAAACAUUUUCUCAGUUUUAAAGACAAUCCAUGGGUUUCUGGGGAAAUUUUUAAAGGUAGCAAAAUGCUUCAAGGAGAUGAUGUGUUUUCCACUUCUUCACUUAGCUUGUCUUCAGACUCUGAUUGUUCAUUUCUUCUGCCUACUGCCUACUACUUGAAUGACUCCAGAUUAGAAUUUCUAGAACAACAUGAUAAAAAGAAAGAGACAAACUAUAAUUUGAAUGCCCUUGGGGAAGAUGGCAACAGUUCUAACCUAAAUGCUUUGGGGGAAAUUAGCAGCCCACCUGAAAACAUGUAUGCACCUGCAUACUUCUGUAAUGAAGAAAUUGAAAAACAUAAAGAAGGCUGCAAUCAGAGUGAAAAAAUCUUUUCAGAGACUGCCUGUUCUAUACAGCUGUCUAACGAGCAGACACAAAUGCCUAAGUUGGAAAGGUAUGACGAUUCAGUACAAUGCAAUUUUAACAAUGACAGCCUUUCUGAUGUUUUAACAGCCAGUACUAACGCACAGUUGUGUACUGAGUUCAUCCUUAAUAAAUUACUUCACAGUAGUUUGGCAAAUAUAGCAUCUUCCGAAUGUUUGGAUGAACCUUCUACCUUCAACCAAGAAAAAUUCACUUUUGGUGGAAUUUCUCCAGGUGUUUCCUGUAUAAGUGCACUUAGUAAUGCACCAUCCACAGACCCUCUCAAAAGCAACUGUACACAUCUGCUGGAAUCCAAAAACCGGAGUAACACACCCUGGCCCAAAAUACAAAAUUCAUCAUCCAUGAAGAGCAGCUGUUUUGAGAACAUGUCGUCGUCGUCUUCUUCCUCUCCUCUAAUUGAGCAGUCAGACAGUGAUUCUGGGAUUUGCUAUGUGGACCAAAAACAACUACAAUGGCACAGGCUCAAUACGGGAAAUCCAGUACAGCACAUUUUCCCCAGGUUUACUGCUGACAAUGAGAAUCCAGAAGAAAUGCAUGGGAGUGAAGGUGAUGAGGAAAAUCGCUGCUGGAGUUCAAGGCAUAGAAGUCUGAAGCCUGAGCCAAUGAGCUCAUGGAGACUGCGUUUGGUUGAAAGCACAAUUGAAGAAAAAUAUCCCAAGGGGACACUGGAGUUUCUUUUUGAUUUUGUGAGCCCUGAAUACUAUCCACCAAAUUCUAUUAUCUCUCAUGUUCUAUGUGGAAUUCUGUUAGAUCCUAAUUCAGAAGAGCUGGUUACUGAAGCAUACGGUCUCCUCAUGAAAAUCCAGCAGCUUCAUCCUGCAGGUCUUUCUACAGUGCAGUGGGACUGGGAGCUUCUGUCUUCAGUAAUGAUGGAUAAGGAAUGUCAGCUGUCUCUUGCCACUCAACGUAUGUUUCUGCAGUAUGUUGUUCAGACUUUGAGUGAUGAUUUUCAAAUGAAUGUCAUUCUCCAGUCACUUCAGCUUUCAAUUGUCAAGUCAACUCUCUCCUGUGAUAAGAAGUUUGUGAAUGUCAGGAAUGUGGUGGACUGGUUAUUUACUUUUGUGAUAAGCUCUACAAGCAGUGAAGAAAGUAAAAAGCAAACUGAAAAUAAAAAUGAGACAUUCAAAAGAAAAGAUGCACAAGAAAGGCUGAGCAUGAUAUGCCUUCUUCAAAAGAUGUUAAAAUUGGCAAUGGAAGUGGACCGCUCCCCUACAUGCAGCUCCAGCAAGCUGUCACAGGAACUAUUUCAGAGUAUGGCCAACAUUGUUACCAGUCGCCAACAAAGAGCACUUUUUUUGACAUCUUUGGAUAGCCCACUGCUUUGCUGCAAAGUUCUUGAACUGUAUUUGAACAACCUUUGCCUUUGCAAAACAACUCAGCCUCUGUCCCUGAACCUUAUUUUGCACUUUCUUCAUCAUGCCAGACUUCCACUGGACAGUGAGGUAUAUGAUGACCAGAAUGCCUGUUGGAUCAUUGCACAAACACACUAGAAUAUUUUUUGGGAAGCCUCAAGAUUCUCAUUUUAAAAAGUUGGAACAAUUUACUUCUGUAAGUAGCAUGCUUUGUUUCCAAAUGUCUUUAUAGUUGGGAAGCCUUCAUAAUUUCUUUUGGCAGUACCAUACCGCAGAUAACACAAAACAGCAGGUGAUGAAAAGAAAGUCUAUACCUCAGAAAAUCUAACAUUCCUGUCUGGUUUAGGUUUUUGGGCUGAAUCUUGUGAGGUGGAUACAGAAUUGGCAGAGUUCGGAGUACAUGAUGCUAUGGGGCAUUUGAGGAACUUGAAGCAUGUGGUGUAUAACAGGCUGUCAUCUUGACUUGUGUCAGUCAUUUCAAUUCCUCAGUUUGCAAAGGAAUGUCCCUUUGAACUGAAAUCUGCAAUUAUUAGUCCCCUAAAACAUUAAAGUAAUGGCUGCUUUCAUUUUUUUAAAACUUAACCUGCUUUGUUAGAUUACUUUUAUACCAAAAUUGCUUUUCUUCAAAACUCUUUUAAUUUUU
Erpetoichthys calabaricus (reedfish) is the source of this 3032-nucleotide messenger RNA. RefSeq names its product SUMO interacting motifs containing 1 (gene simc1). NCBI's taxonomy places the organism in Eukaryota, Metazoa, Chordata, Cladistia, Polypteriformes, Polypteridae. Bases 206 to 2527 code for a protein of 773 amino acids. The record is from RefSeq and is a predicted model, not a curated record. The transcript has 10 exons.